AUGAUGGGGAAUACAUUCGCCGCAAUGCUUGCCCGAACCCCGCAAUGCAACGGCGGGUUUGAUCCCGACGAUAUCGAGGGAGAGGUUGCUAUCGUCAAGAAAAACGGUGUGACAAAGACAUUAAACGGAGCCGAAUAUCGUUAUGGAUUGGGUAAUACGUUGCUUUGAUA
Strongylus vulgaris is the source of this 170-nucleotide messenger RNA. Lineage: Eukaryota; Metazoa; Nematoda; Chromadorea; Rhabditida; Strongylidae. The record is from the annotation of a GenBank genome assembly.